This is a messenger RNA of Coccomyxa subellipsoidea C-169, 766 nucleotides long. RefSeq names its product kinase-like protein. Gene Ontology annotation, molecular function: protein kinase activity; ATP binding. The transcript is spliced from 5 exons. The record is from RefSeq and is a predicted model, not a curated record. Gene Ontology annotation, biological process: protein phosphorylation. NCBI's taxonomy places the organism in Eukaryota, Viridiplantae, Chlorophyta, Trebouxiophyceae, Coccomyxaceae. The coding region runs from base 80 to 766 and encodes 228 amino acids.
GGCGGGGCUGAGCCACAGCAACGUUGUGCGCACGAUCGCGCACGCAUGGCGCCCGCUCACCAGCCACGUCAGCUCCAGCAUGUCUGUUUGGGACAGCGCCGGCUCCGCCCUCGGGCCGGCAACCUGCUCCGACGGCGAGACCUGGCUCCUGCUCGAGCUCUGCGACCGCGGCACCCUGCAGGACGCAAUCCUGGCCAAGUUCUUCUUGGAGGAGGCAGGCGCGGAGGCGGCGGCUGGCCGACGCAAGAUGGAGGCGAUUCUGCGCACCUGUGCUGAGGUGGCGGAUGGCAUGGCAUACCUGCAUGCGCGUGACAUCGUCCACGGCGACCUCACCGGUUCCAACGUGCUCCUCCAAAGCAGCGAGGGGUUGCCGCAUGGAGUGACGGCCAAGGUGGCGGACUUUGGGCUUUCGCGCGACAUGCUGUGCGCGUCCAAGAUUGAGACCCGCACCUGCGGCACAAUCACCCACAUGCCGCCCGAGCUCCUCUCCUCAGACGUCAUGUCCAAGGCGGCUGAUGUGUACGCUUUUGGGGUGCUCAUGUGGGAGAUCUUCAACGGCGGCCGCGCCUGGGAAGGCCUAAACCAUGCCCAGGUGAUCCACGCAGUGGCGAUCAUGCACAGCAGCCUGGAGUUCACCCCAGAGACACCGCUGGCUUACCAGCAGCUGUCGCAGCGCUGCAUGGCAGCGGACCCGGAGCUGCGCCCCAGCUUCCCCGAAAUCUGCCGCGUCCUGCAAUCUCUGCAGGCCUUUGCGGCCGCCCCCUGA